AUGCCACGUGAACACGUCGAAUGGUUUAUGAAACAAUCAGUACAUGAUAGUGAUAAAAUACAUGCUCAACAAAGUUGUACUUAUUAUUCAAUUGUAAAUGUCAACAAAACAAACAAUCCAUAUUUGAGUUCUUAUGAACAAGAGCAAACAUGGACAUUAACACGAACAAUAUCAAAUAAUCAUAAACGAUAUCAAUCAUCAAUAGAAAAUAUUCAUUUAACAAUGCCUAUUUCAUCAUUAAAAACAAAACAUCCUGAUUAUGAAAAUAUUAAUAUAAGAAAAGAUCGAUCCACUUCACUUUUACCGUCAAAUAGAUAUCCAUCAUUAUCAUCAUCAUCAUCACGUCAUUCUUCUGCUACUACAAUGAAUUCAAUGAUGCAUCAAGAACAACAAAUUUUACCAAUAACCAACAGUAAUUCAAUUUUAAAACACUCACUAUCAUUAAGCAAACCUAUGCGUACAUUUCCUACUAAUGGCAACUUUGUUGUACGAAUUUAA
Messenger RNA from Rotaria sp. Silwood1, 498 nucleotides. The record is from the annotation of a GenBank genome assembly. NCBI's taxonomy places the organism in Eukaryota, Metazoa, Rotifera, Eurotatoria, Philodinida, Philodinidae.